GUAAGAGAGCAUUUGCUUGAAAAGUAUAAAGAAGCUGAGUCAAAACUAACUGAACGAGCUAAAAGAAGCAAGAGUGUGCUAGAAAAUCUGUAUGAACAAAACUUAGCGCUACACAACAAAAUUGACAGACAGAGAAAUGUUCAGCUCGGAAACAUAAAUGCUUUAGAUCGCUUUAAAGAACAGUUUUGAAACAAAGAUGGAAAAUCAGCAAGAAAAGUUCAAAUUAUUUUCUGAAGAUACAAAUACAAAUUAUCUGAAGCUAGCUGAAGGUGCAAAAAAUGUGAUGAGUGUGAUCAAAGAUGAUCAAAUGCUACUAGGACAACUAAAAAAGUUACAACAAAUCGUGGACAAGCGUAAUGAAGACGCUAGUAGCAAUGCAAAUCUCCUGUUGAAGGAUAACAAAGAUCAGUUGAGUCAUAUUGCCCCAUAUCUAGAAAAAUGGGUUCAAAAUGUAGAGCAAUUGGGAAUAGAUAACAUGAGGGAAGUCGUGCAGCCUAAUAUUGACUUCAUACGAAACCAGUUAGCAACAAUCAAUGUUGCCACUGAAAAUACAUUGGAAUUCGUCAAAAAGUAUGAUAUGAAGAAAGACUUGCUGAGGGGUGAAGCAGAAAUCAACCUUGACAACUUCAAUGAAGCAAAAACGUGUAUCGAGAACGAGCUUGAGCUACUUCUGAAUAAUGCAGUAACAGCUGUGAAGAAAGCUCAGGAAACCAGUUUCAAAGCCAAGUUCGCAGCUAAGAAAGUCAAGGCACUCAAAGUUGCUGCUGAGGAAGUGGAAAUGUAUUCAACCAAGACCCAAGAAGCAUCUGCUGAAAUUGGAAGAACCUUGAAACAUAUGUCUGAAAGCAUUGACAGCAUAGAAUUGUAUGCUAAAAAAGACUUAGAGUCUUAUAAAAAAGCUGAGGAUAAUACCUUCAAGGAGAUGAAAAAAGAAAAUGAAUUGAUUCAUGAAAUUAAAACCGAUCUCUUAAAUCAAGUGAAUGAAAAGACGACAGAAAUGAUGUUGCAAACCAUACCUGUCCAAGAGAAAAUAGGCAAAUUAGCUAAGGAGAGCUUUAAACUGAUAGAUAGCCCGUACGGAGUAGUGGUAGGAAGGAUGGGAGUUGCAGCUGCUUCUGCUGAAAGUUACUUGGAAUACAUACGAAGCCUGUGUGAGAACGUUGAUGUAGGAGCCACUAAUGUCAUCAAUGAGCUGAAUAAUGAAAGCGAUAAGUACAAGGAAAUCUGCCAAGAGGCACUAAAAGUGGGUGAAAAUGACGACCCCAGUUCUGUGGGAGAAAUUGAGGCACUUAGACAAGACACUGCUCGAGCACUUUCUGACAUUAAAUCUGAUGUCGAACACCUCAGUUAUAUACGAGAUGUCCCAACAGGAAAAACUCCUCAACGUGGAGUGAAGUGCCCUCAACAACUAGAGAUAGAAGAAUUGUUGAGUUCGUCUUCUACAGACGAGGCUUCAGCUAAUCUUGAUGUGGCAAGCGGAUCAUCUAUCUCAACGGACUCCAGCUCGAGUAAUGAUAGACCAAGGAAUGCUUUUCAGAAGUCAUCUCUGAGAAGGUCUCUGUCUCUGCCUGAAAUUGGAGUAGCUACAAGCUCGCCUAUUGACAGUUCACAUGUGAGGAGAAAACAUACGGGUCAAAGAUAUUUUAAAAAUCCUGCUCCAAGAAGAAAUGCUAAGGCUAAACCCAAAGCACCCAAGUAACAAUAAGUAUAAAGUUAAUUUUAAAAUUUAAGCAUGAAGUUUUUAUAAAUGUAACAUAGAUUGUUAAAUGUAUUAUUAGUACCAUAUAGUAAAUGUUUCUAUAUUUGAUAUUUUUGAGAAAAAAUACGGCUCAAAGAUAUUUUAAAAAUCCUGUUCCAAGAAGAAAUGCUAAGGCUAAACCCAAAGCACCCAAGUAACAAUAAGUAUAAAGUUAAUUUUAAAAAUUAAGCAUGAAGUUUUUAUAAAUGUAAUAUAGAAUGUUAAAUGUAUUAUUAGUACCAUAUAAUAAAUGUUUCUAUAUUUGGUA
Homalodisca vitripennis (glassy-winged sharpshooter) is the source of this 2006-nucleotide messenger RNA. RefSeq names its product kinesin-like protein KLP2. The record is from RefSeq and is a predicted model, not a curated record. Gene Ontology annotation, molecular function: plus-end-directed microtubule motor activity; ATP binding; microtubule binding. The coding region runs from base 197 to 1699 and encodes 500 amino acids. NCBI's taxonomy places the organism in Eukaryota, Metazoa, Arthropoda, Insecta, Hemiptera, Cicadellidae. The transcript is spliced from 11 exons. Gene Ontology annotation, biological process: microtubule-based movement.